Molecule: messenger RNA, 3834 nt
Organism: Aethalodelphis obliquidens (Pacific white-sided dolphin)
Lineage: Eukaryota; Metazoa; Chordata; Mammalia; Artiodactyla; Delphinidae
Gene: GPR55
Product: G protein-coupled receptor 55
Exons: 1
Coding region: 5-1030 (341 amino acids)
Biological process (GO): phospholipase C-activating G protein-coupled receptor signaling pathway; positive regulation of Rho protein signal transduction
Cellular component (GO): plasma membrane
Molecular function (GO): cannabinoid receptor activity
Source: RefSeq, a predicted model, not a curated record
GAACAUGAGCCAGCUAAACCAGAGUGAGAACUGCUCCUUCCAUGACGUGGAGGUGCUGAUGAAAACCGUGCAGCUGGCUGUCCACACCCCUACCUUCCUCCUCGGUCUGCUCCUCAAUCUGCUCGCCAUCCGAGGCUUCAGCUCCUUCCUGAAGAAGAGGUGGCCCUGCUACGCUGCCACCUCCAUCUACAUGAUCAACCUGGCGGUCUUCGACCUGCUGCUGGUGUUCUCUCUCCCAUUCAAGAUGGCCCUGUCUCACGUGAAGGCUCCCCUUCUUCCCCUCUGUACCCUAGUGGAGUGCCUCUACUUCAUCAGCAUGUAUGGGAGCAUCUUCACGAUCUGCUACAUCAGCCUGGACAGAUUCUUGGCCAUCCGGUACCCGCUCCUGGUCAGCCACCUCCGGUCCCCCAGGAAGACCUUUGGGAUCUGCUUCACCAUCUGGGUCCUGGUGUGGGUGGGGAGCACCCCUAUCUAUAGCUUCCAUGGGAAAGUGGAAAACUACACGUGCUUCCACAACAUGUCUGACGGCACCUGGAGUGCCAAGGUCUUCUUCCCUCUCGAGGUCUUCGGCUUCCUUCUUCCCAUGAGCAUCAUGGGUUUCUGCUCCUCCAGGAGCAUUUGCAUUCUGGUCGCCCGUCGGGACCACACCCAGGACUGGGUCCAGCAGAAGGCCUGUAUCUGGACCAUCGCGGCCAGUCUGGCUGUCUUUGUGGUCUCCUUUCUCCCAGUCCACCUGAGUUUCCUCUUGCAGUUCCUGGUGAGGAAUGGCUUUAUCGUGGAGUGCAGAGCCAAGCAGAACAUCAUCUUGUUCCUGCAAUUGUCCAUGUGUUUCUCCAAUAUCAACUGCUGCCUGGAUGUUUUCUGCUACUACUUUGUCAUCAAAGAAUUCCGCAUGGACAUCAUGGCCCACCAGCCUUCCAGGGUCCAGCUGGUCCUCCAGAAUACCAUGACCACCAUGGCUAAGGGAAGAAAGCUGAGCUUGGAGGAAGGAAACCUCAGUCUGAAUUCCAUAGCAGAUACCUCUUCCUAGGGCUCUGAUAUGGGGGGCUGACACAUGGCACAUUUACUGGUGUGCCGUCCCUCUGAUGCUCACUUGAAUGACAUCUUUGCUCACUGUGACCCCAAACCCUUUCCCCAGCACCCCGACAACUUGAUAUAAACCACUCAGUGUCUGGGGAGCUCUGAAGAACCUAAGACCCAGGUGAACUCUUGAUUUCUAAGCCUAAAAAGCAUGAGGUUGGAAGAAUUGAGAAAGAGAAUGAGACCAUCUGAAUAAGGCUGUUUCCCAGCUCUCCUCUGUCCUUCUGUUAGGCUAGAAGAUUCUGGAAAGGAAGAGAGAGAGGAGUUAGGAGAGAGAAUCAAGAGGGUUGGCAUGGAGGAGAGAUGGAGUGGGAGAGAUGGACCAAGCUCCUUUUUGGUUUGUGGAUCCCGGCGUGGAGCAGCUGUACUUUCUGGUCUCUUCUGGAGCUCUGUUGGCCCAUGACCUCACAGAGAUGCCAGCGGAAUGUGUGACUGGGGAGAGCAAGUAUGUGCAGAGAGCCCCGAGUUUUCUAUGGGCCUUGGAAAGGCCUGGAAGGCCAGUCACACCUUCCUGUGCCCAGGACAAAGCUGCAGACGGACUGAGGCAGGCUGGUGUGGACCAGGCUUUGUGAUGCUGUGGACACUUUGUGAAAAUAGUGGGGACAGAGUGGAAAGGCACUGGUGACACCUGAGAGCCACGAGGGGGCAGGGUAUACCUGGGAAAGGUAGGAGACAGGCCAAGGGCCGGAAUUGGGCAACCCCUCCCGCAUUGCCAUGGGGGCGUCCACUGCGUGGAGUUUGAGCUCUGGCCCAGGGGGAGGAGAGGCAGUAGAGACAAGCCUGGGAGUGGGAAAUUCCUGGACAUGACCAGCUUGCUCUCUUGAACAGGCUACGAUGUUGUUGAUUAGGUUUAGUUUCCUUGAGAAUGAUGAGAAGGAAUCACACUUGAUUCGGUUCAGCCAGAGGAGAACAAGGUGUUUGUCUUGCCCACCUGAGUCCUGGCUGGGCAGCCGGCCACAGUGGCACCAUCCACAGAGAUGUCCCCAUCCGGUGGCUGGGAGGGAGAAGAUGAGGCAGCCAGGAAUAGAGGAACCAUCUUGACGACACAGAGCUCUUGGCAGUUCCUCGUUGGAAACUGUAAACGAUUGAAUCAUAGUUUGGACUGGGCUUCUCUCAUGCUCUAGAGAAGGUGCAGUGGUGGCAGCUGAAAGCCUGCCACUGACUCAGCCUCCGGAGAGUGAAAUGGUGAUCAGGAUAAAUUGUGGGGUGGUUUGCAAGACGGAGUGAGUGGGAUGAGAAGUAACAAAUGAGACAAUGUGAACGGGGUCGGGGGGUUACUUUAGGAAGAGAAGCAACCGCCUAUACCUCAGGAGAAGAGGCGUCCACCGCUAAGCGGUGGACGGAAGGGAGGGGUGGCUGUCGGGGGGGGAAAGAGGGCGAUUUAGAUAAAACCCUGAGGAAGGAGGAGGUGAGGUUGGGUAACAGUCUCAGGCUUGAAGCGCUGGGGCUCUGUGAGGGGUUGGGGGUUGGGGUGUGAGACCAGCAGGAAGGAUGGAGGGCAGAGCGGCUUCCUGUCUGAGAAUCCUCAAUUUGACUGAGAGCCAUAGAAGGGCAGAAGCCCCACCUUCUCCCCCCUCCCCUGCGGUCAGUGGUCAGGUGGCACUCUGUGGGGCUGGAGGGAACGGUGAGGAAGAAAGGGUAGAAAUGGGUGCAGAGCAGUGAUCACGGCCAGGACCAGAGGCUCCCGCCCCUCAGACUGGGCCUCCAUGAACUGGCAGCCGGGGCAGGAGCUCCGCAGACCCAGAGAUGAGUCCUGCCCAGCUGCUCCAAGCCCUGGACACUCCUCCGCCUGCCUACAGGCUGCACAGUCCCGUGGCCAUCCUGGGCUGAGGCACACUCGUGCUAGUCUCAGAAAGCCAGACAUGUAUCCAGCAGGACACUGGGCUGGAUGGGGUCAGAGCCCAUGGGUGGGUGGAGUUAGGAACCGCCCACCUCCAGUUUCUCUCUUUGCACUGGGAGCUGGGAGCCUGCCCAGUGGAGCUGAGUGGCGCGGUUCAUGCUGCAGUUGUAUCUACCAGUGUGCUUAGGGCCAGACAGGCUUCUAAAGAGGAAAGGGAUGGUGGGGCCCUGAUGACCCAUCAUCCCCAGUGAUGUCUGCAAACAUGCAGUCUUGUCUCGUGGGCAGCAUGACUCUGCCGAGCCAGGGGACAGAGGGCCGGAGGGGAGUAUAGACUCACAAGCUGCGUAACUAUUAGGUGUAGGUCCUUGGAAGGAUGUGGCACACUGGGGUUGAUGUGACAACUGUGGAGGUGAGCCUUGGGAACCGCUGACUGAUCCCAACACGCUAGGGGGAGAAGAUGGGCCUCUUCUCUCUCCCUAUGAGGACCCAUCCUGGAUUGCAUGUCACAGAGGACCCAUGAGGGUCUGUGGGAGUGGGCACAGGCCCAGAGCUGCAGGCUAGGCUGCUCUAUAGGAGGGUCCACACUCUGGGCUAAGUCAUCAGGCCCAGCAGGCACAGAAGGGGCAGAGGGUCAGGGUUAAGGUUACUGUGCUGAUGCAUCCAGGGCCCACCCUGCAGCGAGUGGCAGUCAGUGGGUUAGGGACGGCUGACAUUAGUUGUGGAAGAGGCUGAAAUUUUCACUACUAAAACCCAUGGAGGCUUAGGGACAUUGUCUGGCCUUAUUUGUACUCCUAAUCUGGAAAAAUCUGAGAUACACAGGGUAUAUGUACAUGUGUGAACCUAGGACAAUUAACUGGAAAACUAAUUUGAAUAAUCUGAUUUGCCAAAUAAAUAGAUUCGAUGAUGCUGAGUAA